This is a messenger RNA of Oreochromis niloticus (Nile tilapia), 1868 nucleotides long. Its product is annotated as stonustoxin subunit beta-like. The transcript has 5 exons. Bases 254 to 1096 code for a protein of 280 amino acids. NCBI's taxonomy places the organism in Eukaryota, Metazoa, Chordata, Actinopteri, Cichliformes, Cichlidae. The record is from RefSeq and is a predicted model, not a curated record. Gene Ontology annotation, molecular function: protein binding.
UCACAGACUCCAGGAUUGACGAGGAGAACGAGCAACUGCUUCUCUCCAGAUGUUUUGUCCACACAGGAAGCUGUAAAGUGCCUGGAAACUGACCUAAGGUGAGUUCAGCAGGUUGAGUUGUUGUAACCUGUCAGAGAGAACUUGCAAAGCUCUGUCCUCGGCUCUAAGCUCAGAAACAUGUAUUCUGGGAGAACUAGACCUGAGUAACAACAACCUGCAAGAUUCAGGAGUGAAACUUCUUUCUGCUGGUCUGAUGAGUCCAAACUGGAAACUGGAAACUCUCAGCCUGUCAGGCUGCCUAAUCACAGAGGAAGGCUGUACUUCCCUGACCUCAGCUCUGAGCUCAAAUCAUUCCCACUUGAAAGAGCUUGACCUUCGCUACAAUCAUCCAGGAAAAUUAAAAGUGAGGCAGGGACUCAAAGAUCCACACUGGAAACUCAGGCUCGACCAUGGUGGACAGCAGUGGUUAAAACCUGGUCUGGGGAAGUAUUUCUGUGAAUUAAAAGUGGACACGACUUCAAUAAAUAAAAAACUCAAACUGUCUGACAACAACAUGAAGGUGACCGUUGUGGAGGACAAGCAGCCAUAUCCUGAUCAUCCAGACAGAUUUGACUGGUGGAAACAGCUUCUGUGCAAAAAUGGGCUGAUUGGUCGCUCUUACUGGGAAGUUGAGUGGAAAGGAGGCAGUUUUAUAUCAGUGAGUUACAAAAGCAUCAGAAGAAGAGGAAACAGUGCCGACUGUAAAUUUGGGGGAAAUGAUCAGUCCUGGAGUCUGAUGUGUUCUGAUGCUUUUGGUUACUCAUUCUGGCACAACAAUAGAGAAACACCCAUCUUCUCCUCCUCCUCCUCAGUCUCUCACAGUGUAGGGGUGUAUGUGGACUGUCCUGCUGGCACUCUGUCCUUCUACGGAGUCUCCUCUGGCACUCUGAUCCACCUCCACACCUUCAGCACCACAUUCACUGAACCUCUGUAUCCUGGGUUUGGACUGUGGUCCAGUGACUCAUCUGUGUUUCUGACUCCUUUGUGUACUAACAAGUCUGUAGAGCUAGACUGUUUAGAAGAGACAGAAACUACAAGUCAAUGGUAUGAAAGCUGAAUGUGGAUGAUGUUUCUCUUUUGUUUGCUUUGAAUCACAUAUUCUGAGAUUGAUAUGUUGUGAUGUGAUUUUGCUUUGCAUGCUUAUCUCCUCACCACUUUACUUUGAACUCACUGAUUGUUAACCUCUAAUAUCUCUAAUAUCAGCACAUAAAUAUGUGGGGACAUCUGAAAUGUGCAAAAUCACAGGCUGAAGCCAAAUUUUGGAGGGCUCAGACUUUUUUAAAUGUCACCAUUACUGUUGGAUAUAAAAGUUGGCAGUGCCCAUUUUACGGCUGUUUACUGCAGGAGCAUAACUGUAAUGUUUUUGUAAACUUUAACAGUUUACUGUUUACACAAUAAUAAUAAUAAACACAUUACUUUUGCAUUUCAGAUAAAAUAGCAUGUCAACAGAAAAGGGUUUACCUUUUCUGUUGACAUGCUAUUUUAUCUCAAGAUUAACUAUUUUUAAAGACUAUGAUGUUUGUGAAUUAAUGGUUGCAGUUUUAUAAAUCUAAGAAACAUUUAAAGGUUUUAGUUCAAGUAAUGUUAAAAGCUGUUUUACAAAGUGCCAAAAAUUGUAAAUCAUUCAGUAAUCAUUAAUAAAGCUUAAACAUAUCAAAUGUUCCAUGAGGGCAAGAAUAAACUGUUAAUGCUUUACUAAUAAUAUUAACAUAAAAGUAAAAGUCUAUAUGUUGUGUUUAUUUUCAUAUAUAUGUGUUGUUUAUAUUUGUCACCAGCAGUGUGGCUGAUUACUUGACUCCAGCUGUUAUGGUUAAUGACUUUCAAGAUGA